AUGUCGCCGCCCGCCAGUCGCCUCUCAGCAUCAUCGCGUGUUCCUCCUGCAAGCAGCCGGAUCCGACGCCAUCGAGGGACCGCGAGGACCAACCAUCAUCACCACCACGACCACCGCCAGCACGACAAGACCAUGACGGCCGCCAACGACCGCGACGACCCCUUCUACGGCGUCGUCGGGCCCACGACGAGAACGAGACGAGCGGCCACCACGACGAUGAUGAGAAGCGACACCGACAGCUUCCACCGCAGUGUUGGGCGCUCCAAUCGGCACUCUCUGCUGCCUUUUCGCCACGUCUCGAGCUCCUCCGAGGACGACGGCAGCUACCACCGCCACAGGCGCCUGCACCAGGGUCUCAAGCUCCUCGAGCGGACGCGGGGCCGGAGCAUCAACUGCAUCGGCGACAGCGGCGGUGGGUGGCGAGGGCAUCGCUAUGCACGGAGUCAGGCGUCGCAGGGCUCGGGCAGCGGCACCGAUGGCCACUCGCCGUCCGAGUCGACGACGUCGUUUCCGGUCAUGACAAGGGAGGAAUUCGAGGCGUUGCCGCCAACGAUACAGAGAAAGUACUUUUCUACCCUCGAGCGUCUUCGCUUCGCCCAAGACACCGACCCUGAAGCCUCGGACGCUACGCCCUCGGCCUCGUUCGACAAUCUCCCCAAGCUCCAAUCUAAUAUCAACCCUGCCGCCAGCACGACUAACGCUCCCUUGGCCGCCGCCUCCUUCGCACCCAGACCACUCCUAAACAACCACCACCAGCCUGUUCGUCUCACCGUGCUCUCCAAGCUCCCAUCCGAAGCUGUUUGCCCCCUCGCUGCCGCCUCACUGCCCCAAAGGCGUCCCAGGUCCGCCCUGAUUCGCCUGCACUCGAGCCCGGCCCUUGACCAACUCGCCAACACCUCCACCAAGCUCGGUGGCAUACUACAUAAUAAAUCCGGGAACCGUCAACAGCCUGCAGUCUCUCCCCGACAGAGCGUUAUCUUGGAUGCAACUGACGAAGCCCUGAUUAAGCGCGGAAAACGACAAGCCCACCUCACCGCCCGCCAGUCCAAGGGCCACUUACACCGUGCCGCCUCGUUCGAUACACUCUCCCGCAGGAUGCAUUCCCGCGCCAACGACGCCGCCUGGAUCGACGGCCGCCUCAAGGAGACGGAAGACUCGUUGUACGACAGCUUCCGCUGGCUGGAAGACGACAUUGACCUACGGCUCGACCUUAAUGACUACCACACUGGUCUUCACGAAGACGUCCCGUACCACAAGGACCGCCCGGCUUCCUUUCGCCGCAAGCUCUCCAUUUCAUCCAAAGUCACCUUUGGCCGUGCCUCGUCUACGCUGAGCCGUCCUACCACAAAGGACGGCUCGACACCAUUUGGUGGCUCCAUGCUGUCCCUCCACAACCCCUCUUGCAACGGCCAUGUCCGCCGACGUUCCCGUGCCCUCUCCCUCAUGUCCGCCACCAAGCAGCCGCCUGCCGAGGUCACGACGGCCGCGUCGCCGCCGCCUGCCAUGGACCCUGCCGCCCACUACCAAGACCCAGAAGCCCGCAUGAAGCUCCGCGUCUACCUCGCCUCGCCGCACAAGUUUGACGAGGCGGUCGAGUUUGGAUUCCCUUCGACCGAGCAGCAGCCCCCCAGCCCAACCACGCCGCCCAAGCGUGUUGACUCGCUGCCUCGCAACGCCGACCGUGGCGCGCACCUCCGCAUGCAGACCGUUGUUGAGGACCGGCGAUGCUCGCUCUAUAGCGAUAAGACGAUUGCGACGGAACCCGACUCGCCUCGCACCCCCGACACUCUGGAGAAGCCGUCGGUGCCAUUCGCCACCCCCGCUGCCGACCAAGAUCGCGAAGCAGCGCCCAAGAUUGACUAUACCCAGGCUCAUGCGUACUCGCGGGAGAUGACGCUCCGCAUGACGCUGACGCGACCGGACCUGCGGGCCAAUGAGAACCUCAUGUAUGGCUGGCAAAAGGGCGCACCCCCAACCCUGCCGGACGCACCGCACUCGCCGCCCGCGCCGAGGUCAGAAGACGAGCUCAAGAAGGACAGCAUUGAGCGACAGCUGGCGGCCAUUGACCAGGAGAACAUGCUCUACCCAGAGCGAAGCUCCAUGAAGCGCCUCUGGAACCGCUUCCGCCGCACAUGA
This is a messenger RNA of Cordyceps militaris CM01, 2136 nucleotides long. RefSeq lists its product as uncharacterized. The record is from RefSeq and is a predicted model, not a curated record. Bases 1 to 2136 code for a protein of 711 amino acids. NCBI's taxonomy places the organism in Eukaryota, Fungi, Ascomycota, Sordariomycetes, Hypocreales, Cordycipitaceae. The transcript has 2 exons.